Hippoglossus stenolepis (Pacific halibut) is the source of this 4028-nucleotide messenger RNA. RefSeq names its product p21 protein (Cdc42/Rac)-activated kinase 1 (gene pak1). Gene Ontology annotation, cellular component: cytoplasm. Lineage: Eukaryota; Metazoa; Chordata; Actinopteri; Pleuronectiformes; Pleuronectidae. The record is from RefSeq and is a predicted model, not a curated record. Gene Ontology annotation, biological process: intracellular signal transduction; regulation of MAPK cascade; protein phosphorylation. The coding region runs from base 244 to 1962 and encodes 572 amino acids. Gene Ontology annotation, molecular function: protein serine/threonine kinase activity; ATP binding. The transcript has 17 exons.
GGCUAACAAUAGCCGGAGCUCAGUUUACUGUGGAAGAAGCAGGAGGGAGACAGAGCGGAGCGCAGCCGGCAGGAGAGCACACUUCCCCGGAUACAUGAGACCCGCGUUCAGCCCCAACACUCCGGUAUCUUUAUCAACCUCCGGAGCGGCGGCUGCAGGUUCAAUCUGUCCAACAGCCUUUCAGUGAGAGGACCGACCCAGAGACGACAUUAACAGGAGCGGUCGGCUGCAGCUGAGCUGAAGAUGUCCGAUAAUGGGGAGGUCGAGGACAAGCCCCCUGCUCCGCCCAUGAGGAACACCAGCACCAUGAUUGGCUCCUGCAACAAGGACCCCGCCCCCCUCAACCACAGCUCCAAGCCCCUCCCACCAAACCCGGAAGACAAGAAGAAGAAAGAUCGCUCGAUCCGAUUCAUCCUGACCGGAGGAGGCGAUAAGACCUAUAAGAAAAAGGAGCGUCCAGAAAUUUCCCUGCCAUCAGACUUUGAACACACCAUCCAUGUGGGCUUUGAUGCUGUCACCGGGGAGUUUACUGGCAUGCCGGAGCAGUGGGCCCGGCUCUUGCAGACAUCCAACAUCACCAAGUUGGAGCAGAAGAAGAAUCCUCAGGCCGUCCUCGACGUUUUAAAGUUCUACGACUCGAAGGAAACGGCCAAUAGCCAGAAAUACAUGAGCUUCACAGAUAAAAAUGCAGAUGCCUACAGUUCCUCCACAACAACGCAGAGCGCCAAGGCCGUGUCAGAGACGCCCGCCAUAACAACCGUAUCCGAAGACGAGGACGAGGAUGAAGCCGAGCCACCGCCGGUGAUCGCCCCACGACCAGAGCACACAAAAUCCAUAUACACUCGCUCAGUGAUCGAGCCCCUCCCUCUUCCCCCUCCGACCAAAGAUGCAGCGACCUCCCCCAUCAACCCGCCAGCCGCUGCGGCCGCCGCCGCCGCCCCCGCCCCGCCUGCAGACGGAGCUCCCAGCAGCCCUCCCAGUGCGAGCCCUGCCCCCGGACCUUCCCUGUCCCGCCCCCAGGACAAAACCAGGAAGAAGAAGAUGUCAGACGAGGAGAUUCUGGAGAAACUACAUGUGCUCAGGUCUCCCUCUGCUGGGACGAUUGUAAGUGUUGGAGACCCCAAGAAGAAAUAUACACGGUUUGAGAAGAUCGGACAGGGGGCGUCUGGGACGGUGUACACAGCCAUCGACAUCGCUACGGGACAGGAGGUCGCCAUCAAACAGAUGAACCUGCAGCAGCAGCCGAAGAAAGAACUGAUCAUCAAUGAGAUUCUGGUGAUGAGGGAAAAUAAAAACCCGAACAUUGUCAACUACCUGGACAGUUACCUGGUGGGUGACGAGCUGUGGGUUGUGAUGGAGUACCUGGCCGGAGGUUCGUUGACUGACGUCGUCACGGAAACCUGCAUGGAUGAAGCCCAGAUAGCUGCUGUGUGCAGAGAGUGUCUGCAGGCGUUGGAGUUCCUCCACUUUAACCAGGUCAUCCAUCGAGACAUCAAGAGCGACAACAUCCUGCUCGGCAUGGACGGCUCCGUCAAACUCACUGACUUCGGGUUCUGCGCUCAGAUCACCCCAGAGCAGAGCAAACGCAGCACCAUGGUCGGGACUCCGUACUGGAUGGCUCCGGAGGUCGUGACCCGUAAAGCGUACGGCCCCAAAGUGGACAUCUGGUCGCUGGGCAUCAUGGCCAUAGAGAUGGUGGAGGGAGAGCCGCCGUACCUGAAUGAGAAUCCACUCAGGGCGCUGUAUCUCAUCGCAACUAACGGAACGCCAGAGCUGCAGAACCCAGAGAAACUGUCGACGAUAUUCAGAGACUUCCUGAACCGAUGUCUGGAGAUGGACGUGGAGAAGAGAGGGUCGGCUAAAGAGCUGCUGCAGCAUCAGUUUCUGAAGAUGGCGAAGCCUCUCUCCAGUCUGACUCCUCUCAUCCUGGCUGCCAAGGAAGCCGCCAAGAACAACCGCUAGCGAGCCUUGCACUCAUUCAUUCAUUUGUCUGUCUAUCUCUCUCUCUCUAUCUCUCUCUCUCUCUCUCUCUACAUCCCUCCUUCCUUUCUCUCCUUUCUUCUCUUCCUGUUUUUCCGGGAGGUGGCGAUGGCUGCUGGGUUACAGUACCAGCCUCCCCCCCCCCCCCCCCUGCUCCCCUCGCAGGGAGAACGAACGUCAGUCGGUUUCGUCCUGUAACUUCUUUUUUCAACACUCCACUGGACUCGGACAGGAAGUUACAAGCAAGUAACUGAGUGACAUCAUCGGUUGGUCUGUGAUCAUGUGAUGUCAUUGCAUUGCUGACAUCACCGCCCCCUCAGUCGGUACGAACGACCUCAUACGGGAGAGAGAUCGUUUCAACAGAGCCCAAAGACUCAUGGGACUUUUUGUUUGUUCGUUUUUUUUAUCAGUGUUUUGGGCUUUUUUUUCUACCUUGUCUUUAAAAGCCACGGAGCACAACAGCCAACCAGCGCCCCCUGCUGCAGACUGUGUGUGUGUGUGUGUGUGUGAGCGCAUGCAUGCGUGUCUGCGUACAUGCGUGUGUGUGACAUCAUCCUGUCAUUCAUCCGUGGGUUUCAGUGGGACUGAUUUUAUCAUCCUCUAAAAGUGCAUUUGCUGAUUUUCAUUUCAUAGUUUUUUUUUAAAUCAACCUUUCUGUGUGUGUGUGCGUGCGUGUAUGUGUGUGUCCGUGUGUGUGUGUGUGUGUGUCACUUGGGGAUGUUAGGAUAUAAGUUGAUUGUCACCUUGUGUAGUGUUGGACUCGGAGCAGAGGAGGUUUGGUUCUGUGUCGUGUCUGUAGUGAGAUCUGUGAGCUACAGAAUAUUCAUAUUAAUAUUAAUGAGGAAACACUGGUACGACCGGAGCCAUCGAUGGACUGAGUUUGGACACAAGAGGCAAAGAUUCGACUCUGUCGUGUUUCUUCAGUCGUUCCAUUGAACCAGCAACAUUUUGUUUGGCUCCAAACAUUUAUACUUUUUUUUUAGCAUGAAUUUAAUAAUUUACAGUUACUUUUAUAUUGAGUGUAAGUGAAACUGGAAAUUCUUUUACUGAAGGAAACAACUCUCACUGAUCUUAUUUCAACCAGCGGAGGUUAGAUGGAGAAACUGACCCACACACACGUAAAGAUACUUCAUUUUCAUAAUGAACUCCUUUACCCAGAAUCCUCUCUGCCAAACUCGCUCCAUCUGCAGCUCGCCGUCGAGACUGAGCGAGAGAAUGUGCAUGUCAACGAGCGUUUUUAAUACGGUACGUUAAAGAUAGAGAAAUAAAUAAAAUGAGUUGUGAUGAUGCUGAAACUUGAAGUGUCGAUACAUGAAGGAUGCUUGUGUACGAUGGAGAAGAUCAUAUCUUUGUCCUAUUUUCAGAAGAGUGAGACAAAUAAAUACUACGAUGGUACUUUUCAGUUCAGAUCCCAGGAACCUCUGAACAGAUGGUGUAUAUUUCAUGUGUAAAAAAAAUAGAAACUGUUUCAACUUUUUGUUCAUGGACUUUUUGAAUCGAUCAAUGUUAGAAAACGAGCUCACUCCUUUUUUUAUUUUCAAUGUUAUUUUCCAACUGAGUUUUUCUACUGCCUGUUAACUGACAGGUCAAAGUUCAGAUCCUGCCAGAGACGAAGCUUCCAUCAGCAGCCGCGGUUCUUCGCUCGGCACUCGAGCGUCGGAUAUAGAAAAGAAAAAAUCAUGUGAUGUAAAUAUCCGACUCAGACCUGUCACUUUCAUUUCUGUUCUUAGUUUUUUAUAGUUUUUUUAUUGUAGUGUUUAUGUACCUGGCCUUAAACUGUUUCAAUGGUGCAGGACUGGCAUCAAUACAACCAACAACAGUGAAUAUUGUCGUCAACGCUUCACGGCUCCAACUAAUGAUUAUUUUGAUUAUCGGUUAUUAAUCUGCUCCUAGUUUUCUCUGUCAAGUUUCUGAAAUAUCAAAAAAUACUGAAUGUGUGUUCUUCAGUUUCCCAGAAUCAAAGACAACGUCAUUGUUUGUGCAACAGUUCAGAGCUCAAAGAUUUUCACUUUCCAGUGAUGCAGAACAAUAAAAGCAGAAAACACUCA